This is a messenger RNA of Paramecium pentaurelia, 2142 nucleotides long. NCBI's taxonomy places the organism in Eukaryota, Ciliophora, Oligohymenophorea, Peniculida, Parameciidae. The record is from the annotation of a GenBank genome assembly.
AUGCGAAAAAGUGUUUAACUUGAAAUGAGCAAACCCUUAAAAUAUCCAUCUAAUGAUGUUUCUGUUUGUUGGCCCUCUUUUUAAUCCUGUAAUUUCAGCUCUAUGCCAAUAUGCAAUGUCGCUGAAAACAAUCCUCAUAUGUCGCUUAGUAAAUUUAGCGAUUCUGAAAGUGAAAACAAUCAUGCUCCUAAAAAAUUAGAGAAACUUUGUUCAUAUCAUACUUACAGUAAUGAAGAAAGUCGAAAAUCUCUUCUGGUCUAAUCUGAAAAGUUCUGGUAUUCAAAAAUUAUUUCAUCUAACAUAAUAAACAUUACACUCUUUAUUUUGACCUUUUAUUUACCUUACUUUUACUAUGAGAACUUUAUGUAUUUAGAUAAUGAUUAUUUCUAGAGAAUCAGAUCCAUUAUAUUUCCCAGUUCUUCUUUUUUUAUUGAUUUUGGAAUUGUAUACUUAAUUCAUCAAAUUGCUUGGCUAAUUUCUGAAAAAUAAGCGAUUUUCAGUAUCAUUACUUAAUAUUGCAAUCUUAUUAACUUAUACACUUUGUCUUAAAGCCAACAAUAUAAUUUUAUUUACAAUAUUAUAUUUCCUAUUGUUCUAAAGAAAUUUGAAAUUUAUUUAAAAAAUGCUAAGUUUAAUCCUAUAUAUUAAUUAUUAGUAACACAUAUAAUUUAUAAAUUAGGUAAAUUAUUAUUACAAAAUUGGUCAUUUUAAUAUUAUUCUAAAUACACUACUUUGCUUGUAUUUGGGGAGUAGAAUUAAAAAAGACAAAUUAAGAAGAUCUUAUUUAUACAGAAUGUUUUUAUAAAUCAUUUCUUAUGUUUUUUUUAAAAAUUGAUCAAUUAGAAAAUUAAAAUCAUUAUUUAAUAAUAACUCAUUUAAUUACUAGCAUAAUAAUUAUAAUUUUUGUAUUUACAAUUUUUCAAUAAUGUCUAUUACAAAUGUAAAAAUGCAAUCUCGCUUUAAAAACUUAUAGAUUAUUCUUAAAAUCCAAUAUGUUAGAAUUAAAAGUUAAAUUAAUCUUAUUUCAUUAUUCAGGACUCUUUUUAUUGAUUGAAAAUCAAAUGAGUAUUAAAAAUGAUAUAAAGAAAAAGUAUUUGCUUGAAUAUAUAAAAAUGAAGUUGAUAAGAUAAGAACUCAAUCAUUUAAAUUUUUUAUCAUAAUCUGCAUUAAAUUAAAUUAGUGUAAAGGGAGUUUUGGGACAGAAUUUGAAGUAAUAAGUAUUUUUAAUUGAUUAUUAAAAGAAUUAAUAAGCUGAGAUUAAUGGAUUAUACAUUAUAAUUGCUGGAAAUAUAGAUAUAGAAUUUAUGGGAAUGAAACUUUAAAUUGAUAAUAGGAAGAUUAUUAAUUUAUGUUUGAUUGAAAUGAUGAAUACUUAAUAAUAAGGUAGAGUUAAAUUUGAAUAAGUUGAUAUGAAUGACUUAUUAUAUUUUUAUAUCAAUCAAAAUUAAUUUAAUGAUUGUUUAUAAAAACAAUAAGAGAAAGUAAUUUUACAUUAUUAUUUUUAGGAGAAGUAUUAAAUGAUAAGGGAUGAUGUUAUCUUUAACAAUAAUACUUAGGAAUUAAAUAUUCAAUGUCAUUUUUGUAAUCUAUUUCAUCCAACUUUUAAUUGCAUUUGUUUCAAUGUAAAAAGAAGAUUCACAUAUGAAAAAAUAUAUUAAGAAAGAAGUCCAAUGUUUUAGAGGAAAAAUAACAAUAGAAUUAAAGCAGGCAUCUAUUAAUAAGUAUUUUAUAAUUGAAAUUUAGAUAACUCAUUAGGGAACUAAUAAUAAUACUGUAUUUGAUAUUAGUUCAGACAGUUUCGAAGCCUUUUCUGAUUAUUCAAGUGAUAAAGUAAGUGUAUCAAAUUUACCUAUUCAUUUUGAAUAAAUUGGUAAGCAGACUUCAAUAACUCAGAUUCACAAAGAUAUACUAUAAAUUGAUAUGGUUUCAGACAAGGUUACUGAUCCUAUCAUAAGUAGUACUUUGAUUAAACAUUUGUAAGUUCCUGAAUAAUAACAUAAAAAUCAUCAAGGAAUCAGUUAGACUGGAUUUUAAGAUUUUGAUUCACUUCUUGAUAUUGACAAAAUUUGUGAAUAUCAAUAUUACAAAGCUAAUUUUAACUUAAAUAAUGUGCUAAUGAAAUUAAAUUAAUAGAAAUUUUGA